Brugia malayi is the source of this 303-nucleotide messenger RNA. RefSeq lists its product as uncharacterized. NCBI's taxonomy places the organism in Eukaryota, Metazoa, Nematoda, Chromadorea, Rhabditida, Onchocercidae. The record is from RefSeq and is a predicted model, not a curated record. The transcript is spliced from 3 exons. The coding region runs from base 1 to 303 and encodes 100 amino acids.
AUGGUGGUGGUUAAAUCGUCUUGUGGUACCGACGUGGUACCAUCAGCGGUAGCUAAGUUGACCGUGGUACCGGCAUUAGCAUGGUAUCGAAUUUUCAUGUACGGUACUAAGUUGACCUGGGCAUUAGCAUGGUAUCGAAUUUUCAUGGUAUUGGAUUUCCCUCGUGGUUUUGACAAAAAAGUACAAAAAAGUCCAUUUCAUCAUUUUAUCGCAGUUUCUGAGGUACCGUCGAUGUUGGUUGAAUUGUCCUGUGGUACCAGCAGCAUGGUAACUGCUAGGUUUCUUCAGUACAGUGAUAGAUAG